GGUGCGGGGCGGGCGGAGGCGGCGGGUCGGGAGCGGAGCGGGAGGAGGCGGCGGCGGAGCGUGAUGGGCGCCUGACGCCCGGCCCGUCCCGCCGCCGAGGGACGAUGGCGCGGCCCCGCGGCGGGCGGUGGCUGCUGGGUGUCCUGCUGGCCCUGUGCCGCCUCGCCGCGCCGCUCGCCAAGAGCCUGGAGCCGGUGUCGUGGAGCUCCGCGAACCCCAAGUUCAUGACUGGGAAGGGACUGGUCAUCUACCCAGAGAUUGGGGAUAAACUGGACAUUAUCUGCCCCAAGGCGGAGCCAUCCAAGCCUUACGAGUACUACAAGCUGUACCUGGUGAGGAAGGAGCAGGCGGAUGCCUGCAGCACCGUCAUGGACCCCAACGUGCUGGUGACGUGCAACCGGCCCGAGCAGGAGAUCCGCUUCACCAUCAAGUUCCAGGAGUUCAGCCCCAACUACAUGGGCCUGGAAUUCAAGCGGCAGCAGGAUUACUUCAUCACAUCCACUUCCAACGGCACUCUGGAUGGCCUGGAGAACCGGGAAGGAGGGGUCUGCCAGACACGCUCCAUGAAGAUUGUCAUGAAAGUUGGGCAGGAUCCAAACGCGGUGAUCCCGGAGCAGCUGACAACGAGUCGGCCGAGCAAGGAGUCUGAUGACACYGUGAAGGUGGUCACACAGAGCCCCCGCAGCAAGGUCCCGGCGGUGGAGGAGCCUGGCAAGCCGGGCUCCGUCAACCAGGACGGCCAGGAGACCCAAGGUCCCAGCGACGGCUUCCUGAGCUCCAAGGUGGCCGUGUUCGCGGCCAUCGGCGCCGGCUGCGUCAUCUUCAUCCUCAUCAUCAUCUUCCUCGUCGUGCUCCUGAUCAAGAUCCGCAAGCGGCACCGGAAGCACACGCAGCAGAGAGCCGCAGCCUUGUCCCUCAGCACCUUGGCCAGCCCCAAAUGCAGCGGGAACGCGGGCUCGGAGCCCAGCGACAUCAUCAUCCCCUUACGGACUACAGAGAACAACUACUGCCCGCACUACGAGAAGGUGAGCGGGGACUACGGGCACCCCGUCUACAUCGUGCAGGAGAUGCCCCCGCAGAGCCCAGCCAACAUUUACUACAAGGUGUGAGGAGCAGCCUGGGAACGGCCGAUGCAGCAGCGCGGGAGCGCCGGGCACGGGGCUGGCGCCGCAGGGAGGAAG
This is a messenger RNA of Malurus melanocephalus (red-backed fairy wren), 1181 nucleotides long. RefSeq names its product ephrin B1 (gene EFNB1). Gene Ontology annotation, biological process: ephrin receptor signaling pathway; axon guidance. Gene Ontology annotation, molecular function: ephrin receptor binding. The transcript is spliced from 5 exons. The record is from RefSeq and is a predicted model, not a curated record. Lineage: Eukaryota; Metazoa; Chordata; Aves; Passeriformes; Maluridae. Gene Ontology annotation, cellular component: plasma membrane. The coding region runs from base 105 to 1109 and encodes 334 amino acids.